Schizophyllum commune H4-8 is the source of this 297-nucleotide messenger RNA. RefSeq lists its product as uncharacterized. The transcript has 2 exons. The record is from RefSeq and is a predicted model, not a curated record. Bases 1 to 297 code for a protein of 98 amino acids. NCBI's taxonomy places the organism in Eukaryota, Fungi, Basidiomycota, Agaricomycetes, Agaricales, Schizophyllaceae.
AUGCUGGAGAAGCGAAUCAAGGCAUUCGGGCUGGACGGCAGGCUGGGGAAUUACCCUGCGAAGGCGACCAUCCGAACCAGGGAGGGCCAGAUCCCCAUCGCCGAGCCCAUGCGAGGAGCGUCCCCGGCGAAGAAGGAGGUUAUGGAUCAGCAAAUAAACGCCUGGUUCGCGCAGGGUGUCAUCGAGCCAUCCAUUAGCCCCUGGAGCGCCCCGGUGGUGAUUGCUUACCGCAACGGGAAGGCGCGUUUUUGCGUUGGGGUUAUCCACGCAUUUGGAGAAGGUGAAGGCCGUGCUUGA